Ornithodoros turicata is the source of this 2957-nucleotide messenger RNA. RefSeq names its product integrator complex subunit 7-like (gene INTS7). The record is from RefSeq and is a predicted model, not a curated record. Gene Ontology annotation, cellular component: integrator complex. Gene Ontology annotation, biological process: snRNA 3'-end processing. Lineage: Eukaryota; Metazoa; Arthropoda; Arachnida; Ixodida; Argasidae. The transcript has 18 exons. The coding region runs from base 20 to 2905 and encodes 961 amino acids.
GCCAUUGAACAGCUCUAAGAUGGCGGCUGUCGGUCAGCGUCUGCUGGGGUUCGGUGAUGUUUCCUUUUCCGAAACAGACCAAGAUGCAAAUUCUGCGUUGACAGAACUUGACAAAGGUCUGAGAUCCGGGCGAAUAGGAGAACAGUGUGAAACAAUAGUACGAUUUCCUCGGUUGUUCGAGAAGUAUCCAUUCCCAAUCCUAAUCAACUCUGCCUGUCUGAAAUUGGCAGAGGUCUUUCGUGUCGGGACAAACUUCUUGCGUAUGCUGGUGUUGAAAGUUAUGCAACAGAGCGACAAACAUCUAGACAAAAUCCUCAACAUCGACGAAUUCGUACGUCGCAUUUUCUCAGUGAUGUACAGUAAUGAUCCGGUGGCUAGAGCUCUUACUUUGAGGACAUUAGGAAGUAUCGCUCCUCUGGUCUCUGAACGACAGAGCUUGCAACACAGCAUUCAGAACAGCUUAGAAUCCCACGAUGCUGUCGAACUUGAAGCUGCAACAUACGCCGCGGCACGCUUCGCUGCGGCCUCCCAAGCAUUCGCAGCCCACAUGUGUGGACGCGUUGGAGCCAUGGUCGGAGGCCUAGCGACUCCCGUGGACGUGAAGCUACGUCUUCUUGGCGUCCUCCAGCAAUUGCGGCUGGACGCACAGACGGCAGCAGCUGUACGGUCUGCCUGCCUGUCCCUCCUUCGAUCUUAUCCAUCGCAGCAGAUUGUCGUGGCUGCUCUCAGGGUGCUCACGAGGUUGGCAGCGGCAUCCGUUACUGACAUUCCACAGCAAAUUGAAACGCUAAUUCAGUACCUGAGAGAAGACCCCAGAGAAGGUGUGAAGGUUCAGGCGCUGGACGAUUUGUGUCAUCUGGCCCAGGAGCGACCUCAUCUUUGGGACACGAAAAACGUACAGGCUGUUGUGCAGUACGCAUUGACAACCCCCUACUUAAAUUUAAAAUGCGGUGCAAUCUCGGUGCUCAUUCUGCUGGCAAACUCUGUUGCAGUCGACAAGUUUGAUCUGCUUGCAGAAGCAGAAGUUCUGGAGUUGUGCCGAGAGAGCAUGUUCCACCACCAAGUACGUCUGGCGUCUGCUUCCAUUCGUCUGCUAACGCACUUGGCCAUCCACGCUCUACAAGAGGAUAUCGUUUUAGAAGGUACCGACCUGGUACAGGAGGUGUCGAGUGCCAUCGAGACGCUUCUGCUGCUGUUGUGCUCUCAAGAAGGGAACGCCAAUUUGAACGCUCUAAGAACCUGUCUUCAGUGCAUCGUGCUGCUCUGCGAAACUGAUUCUGAUCUCUGCUCCCAGUUUGUGGACAUCCUCGGAUCUUUCUUGUCGCAUUGGUCCGGGCAGGCCCUCGCUAUGGUAUGCGAGUGUCUCUGCGCGCUUGGAAGCCGUCGCUGCGGCGUUCUGGCUCGCCUCGAGUCGCAGAUAAGAACGAUACUGCGACAGCAACACAACCCUGGUGCACAGGAGCUAGAUUGGAAAUCGCUAGUCCUGCUUUGUACUUUAGUUUUGCAAGCUGGCGUGGAGCAAAGGGGCGUGUCCCCUGCCCCCCUCGACUGCCCAUUGGACCCCUGGAGCGCGUAUCGCGUUGCCCGCCAGGCAGCACGUUACGGCCAUUUUGCCUUGGCAGCGCCCAUGUUUGUGGCGCUCUCCAACAAGGUGAGCUCGGAGCACCUGCACUUCUGGCUAACAAGCCUAGCGGAGCUAUCGCGGGCCGAAGAAUGUCUUCAGAAUUCAAAGUCUCGUGACGACGCACUGGCACACUACUCACGAGCUGUUUCUGCCCUUAAGGCAGCAACGACUCCCACUCAAGCACUGCAGUUCCAGACAGAAUAUGUUCGCCUGCGGGGUGAAGCGGUGCGGUCCCAGCUUCAGUUAGCCCAGGCCUGCAGUCUUCUGCGGACAGCUCCGCCACCAGCGAUUGCGGCCGCCUUGGCCCAGGCGACACGCGACGACUUACAGAAAUGUGGCAGGGUGGUUGCCCAAUUGCGGAAAUGUUCACGUGAGUUUCGUGCGCUAGCCGACACAUACGGCGCACUUUACCAGACGCUCUUCGAUGCGGACAACGGCACACUCUAUAACGUUCAACUAUUACAACAGAGUGCACUUCUGAUAGCACAGGCUGUGGACCGUAUUUCUCAGUACAAUCAAGGUAUCAGCGGGACAAACGAGGAAAAUGUGGCGUGGUUGGAACAGAGCAGGACCUCGCUCGGGGAACACAGGCUCGUGGAGGCUGCUCACAGGGUGCUGUUGUGGCUCCGAGACCUUCGAUCCGAUAACCAGCUCACUCCACAGGUAGUGCCAAUCUCGUUUAGCUCGAACGAGCUCACUGGUAACUCGUUGAUGCAGCAAGUCCAAGUUGUCGAGCGCAUCAGUCAAGAAAUAGUGCUGGUUCCACUCUGUCUUCCUCGCUUCUUCUUCCAGUCUCUCCAAUCUACUACUAUCAAGCUGGCAGUCUCUCCGCAACAGAAAGGCCCCAACGAACCCUUGCCCAUAGCGCCUCAAAGCCAACUAUCUCUGCGUGUCGAAGGUGUGGUGCAGAGAAGGCACAGCAGCGGCUCCACGGACGACGGGUCAAGGACUCCGCACCGAAUCAUUCGUCAGGUUCUCGUGACAGUUACGAGUCAGUGCUUAGGAGGGCCACCUCAACGCACUCCUCAUGAUGCAAAGGCUUCUUCAGAUGGACUGCAGUUAAGCCAAGCUGUGCGACCACAACAUGACUACUUUCAGGCCCAGUUUCUCCUAGCACUUCCAGGGGCAGGCCUUCACACGAUUAUUGUAGAUACGGCCAUCUUAGAUGAACAACUAGCACUCUGGCGUACAGGUCCACAGACACAACUCACUGUACGUGUCCUGGAUGACGCCAAAGGUAACUCCACACCACGUCCAACGCCUCCCAGACCCACCACAUAGUUUAUGCUUGUGUGCUCGCUUCAUUUGUUUCAUAAAGUGUGUCAAACACCUA